AUGCUUCAGGAGCUACCGGUACACCAAAGAGGAGAUGCGGUUAGCAGUUUGGUAUAUGAGGCGAACGCUAGAAUGCGGGACCCGGUUUACGGCUGUGUAGGGGCCAUAUCUUACCUGCAAAACCAAGUCUCUCAGUUACAGAUGCAACUGGCCAUGGCUCAGGCUGAGAUCCUCUGCAUCCAGAUGCAGCACGACCCGCCUGCACCCUCACCCCUCGACCACCCAGAGGAAAGUUAUGAUAAAGCCCUCUUCUUGCCGGCUAACAGCGGCUUUAGCGAUAUCAACAGCCUUCAGCACUAUCUUAGCUUCGCUUCGACUUCCUUUGGACUUGAGUUAUUAAGAAAAAAAAAAAGAAAAAGAAAAACAAGAAAAAGCUUCUGUUUUGAUCAUCAUGUGGUAAUUAUAUUAACAUGA
Striga asiatica is the source of this 414-nucleotide messenger RNA. NCBI's taxonomy places the organism in Eukaryota, Viridiplantae, Streptophyta, Magnoliopsida, Lamiales, Orobanchaceae. The record is from the annotation of a GenBank genome assembly.